AUGGCAUCUUUGAAGAUGCAGGCAAGAUUUGAGCUUGGUGGGAAUUCUGGGUAUGGCUUAAGAGAGAACCUUAGGAAGACAUGGAGGGCAACAGACUCCAAUCUCUCUGUGCCCCAAGAAAAGGUCUGUAAGCAAUGUGGGAAAGUUUUCCAGUCCAUCAAAGCACUGUGUGGGCACAUGGCUUGCCACUCAGAGAAAGAGAAGGGUGGUGGGUUGAAGGAUGAGCAUUCUUGGACUAGUGAGAGCAAGAAGGUUAUGGUGGUGGAUAGCAAUUCUGACACAGAGGCAGAGGACCUGAGGAACAAAUCAUCUUCUGCAAGGCCUAAGAGGUACAAGAAAAUUGUCCACACUUGUUCAUUUACUUUGCCUAAUCAUGUUGUUAAUACUGGGUCUGAGAUGUUUGAGCAAGAUCAACAGGAAGUAGCCAAGUGUUUGAUGAUGUUGUCUAGGGAUUCUGGGAACUGGAAUGGUGUUAGUUCAUUUAUGGAGUCUUCUGAUAAUAACUCUGUGGUUCUAGAAACUAAAUCAUCUUCUAUUGACAUGAAAACUCCUAAAAUGGAUGCCUCCAAUAGAGAAAAGUCAAGAUCAGGAUCAAAGGACUACGAUUAUCGUGAUUUUGGAGUGGCUUCAAAUGCAGGGAAGCAUGAUUCAAGAAAGAAAAGCAAAGAUAGCUCUUAUGAUCCUGAAUACAAAACUGAUUCCUAUAAGAAGAUAAAGCUCAGUUUUUCUGAGACUAAGAAGAAGAAGAAGUACGAGUGUUUGAACUGUAAGAAGAUCUUUAGCUCUUAUCAGGCUCUUGGUGGACACAGACCGUGCCAUAAAAGAACUCUCGAGUCAAGAUAUGAGACUGGUGAGAACCGCCUGGAUGUUGAUACUACCUAUAAUAAUAACAUAAAUGGUGGCAACCAUAGGGAGUCUCUUGGUAGCAGAAAAGCAGCUGCUGAAGGUUCAGCUUGCUACUUGGGGACAAAGAUUAAGGCCAAGAACGCAAAGGGCCACGAACGCAAAGGCCAAGAUAGUGUCAGGAAUGAAUAA
Molecule: messenger RNA, 1035 nt
Organism: Ipomoea nil (Japanese morning glory)
Lineage: Eukaryota; Viridiplantae; Streptophyta; Magnoliopsida; Solanales; Convolvulaceae
Product: zinc finger protein ZAT1-like
Exons: 1
Coding region: 1-1035 (344 amino acids)
Source: RefSeq, a predicted model, not a curated record